This is a messenger RNA of Linepithema humile (Argentine ant), 1635 nucleotides long. It is a transcript of the gene cathD, whose product is annotated as cathepsin D. Lineage: Eukaryota; Metazoa; Arthropoda; Insecta; Hymenoptera; Formicidae. Gene Ontology annotation, molecular function: aspartic-type endopeptidase activity. The record is from RefSeq and is a predicted model, not a curated record. Gene Ontology annotation, biological process: proteolysis.
GUCGAUAAACAGUGUUAGCGAGAGCGCUAGUAAUCAACUAUCAUACGUUUGUACGUUGUCUGGUUGCAGGUAUAGACAGAAAUUUGAUACAUAAAGUUGUAUCGCAAUUUGAAGUCGCUGGUACUUUUGGAAAUAUGUUUCGUCUUUUCGUGGCGAUCGCAGCCCUCUGCGUGUUGACCGAUGCACACGGGUUUCAGAGAAUUCCAUUGCACAAGACGGAGUCUAUUCGAAAAACUCUAAAACAAGUUGGUACAGAAUUGCGACAAGUUCGUUUGUAUGACGAUAAUAGAUCUGUGCCAGAACCUUUGUCUAAUUAUCUGGAUGCUCAGUACUAUGGUGAAAUCACCAUUGGAACUCCUCCACAAAAAUUCAAAGUAAUUUUUGAUACUGGUUCCUCAAAUCUCUGGGUGCCAUCCAAGAAGUGUCACUUUACCAACAUUGCUUGCUUGCUACAUAAUAAAUAUAACAGCGAGAAAUCUAGUACAUACAAAAAAAACGGCACUAAGUUUGCUAUUCAAUACGGCACUGGCAGUUUGUCUGGCUUUUUGUCAACUGAUAUAGUCAAUGUUGCUAGCAUUAAUGUUCAGGAUCAAACAUUCGCAGAAGCGAUCAGUGAACCAGGCUUGGCCUUUGUUGCUGCGAAAUUUGAUGGUAUCCUGGGAAUGGGUUAUUCCACGAUAUCUAUCGAUGGAGUGACUCCUGUCUUCUACAACAUGGUUAAACAAGGGCUGGUGUCACAACCUGUUUUCAGCUUUUAUCUGAAUCGAGACCCAUCAGCUGAAGUGGGUGGAGAAAUGAUAUUGGGCGGUUCCGAUCCCAAUCAUUAUGAAGGCGAGCUCACAUACGUUCCCGUUACUCGCAAAGGAUACUGGCAAUUUUCCAUGGACAAGGUACAAGUGGAUAAUCAAACUACAGGGCAAAUGGCGCAGGCCGACGGGCAUCCUGUUACGGUCGCUUGCGCGUCAGGCUGCCAAGCUAUCGCUGAUACGGGCACUUCUUUGAUAACUGGUCCAACUAAUGAAAUUGAAAUCAUCAACAAAAUGAUCGGAGCUACUUCCAUCUCUGGAGAGGCAAUAGUCAACUGCAGUCUGAUUUCUGAAUUGCCUCUGAUUAAUUUUGUUCUGAGUGGUAAGAACUUCUCUCUUAAAGGUGAAGAUUACGUUCUUCAGAUCAAAGAGAUGGGCACGACGAUUUGUAUGAGUGGCUUCAUGGCACUGGAUAUGCCUGAACCGCUAUGGAUUCUGGGUGAUGUAUUUAUCGGUCGUUAUUAUACCGAAUUUGAUAUGGGAAACGACCGAGUAGGAUUUGCUCCGGCAAAAUAAACGUUGAUUGCUUUCUUUUGAAGUUACUACUAAACGUUAGGAUUUAAAUACCAACUUUGCAGACAAUUAGGUCAAAUUUUUUUCAACAGCGAGCUUUAUGCUUGUAAUUUUAACUUGUGAGUAUCCAUGCGGUACAUUAUUAAACAUAUAUACAAUGUAAUAUUUUUAAAAACUUAGCACGAAAGCAUGUGCUAUGUUGUUUUAAUGAUUUUGUAUAUUUUGUUAGCAUAAUGUACCGUAUUGUUACAAGAGAUAUAAUAUGUGAUUGUCGUUAAGUCUGUUAAAAUAAAGAUAUGUUAUUCUUUUCAUACCA